CCGCCCCCGCCCCUGCAAACCCGCCCAGUGCCUGGAAGACGGCAUCUGGCUGGCAGCCGCCUGUCUCUCGGCGCCUGCACAGCACCAUCUUCGUCGCUGCCCGCGCUUUGUCCCAGCACCAUUCCCUCUGACAACCGGGGCGCGCCGCCUGGCAGCCCCUGUGCCGCACUGGCGUCGUCCUCUUCUCCUUCGCCGCCCCCCGCGCGCGGUCGGGCCUUGCCCCCCAUGAUGUCUCGGCCCGAGCCGGAGAUCGAGGCCAUGGACGCGGAGCUGGUGGUCUCGCCGCCCGGCUGUACGCACCUGAGUAGCUUCAAAGUGGAUAACUGGAAGCAGAACUUGCGGGCCAUCUACCAGUGCUUCGUGUGGUGCGGCACUGCGGAGGCCCGCAAGCGCAAGGCCAAGUCGUGCAUCUGUCAUGUUUGUGGUGUCCACCUGAAGAGGCUUCACUCUUGCCUCCACUGUGUCUUCUUUGGCUGUUUCACAAAGAAACAUAUUCAUGAACAUGCCAAGUCGAAACGGCACAACCUGGCCAUAGAACUGAUGUAUGGAGGCAUCUACUGCUUUUUAUGCCAGGACUACAUCUAUGACAAAGACAUGGAAAUCAUUGCCAAAGAGGAACGACAGAGAGCUGGGAAAAUGCAAGGUGUUGGAGAGAAGUUUUCAACGUGGGAACCAAGCAAACGGGAGCUUGAACUGCUAAAGCAUAACCCGAAAAGGCGAAAGAUCACUUCCAACUGCACCAUAGGUCUGCGAGGGCUCAUCAACCUGGGGAACACAUGCUUCAUGAACUGUAUAGUCCAGGCCCUCACACACACCCCGCUGUUGCGAGACUUCUUCCUCUCUGACCGGCACCGCUGUGAGAUGCAGAGCCCCAGCUCCUGCCUGGUCUGUGAGAUGUCAUCCCUUUUCCAAGAGUUUUACUCUGGGCACCGGUCACCCCACAUCCCAUACAAGUUGCUGCACCUGGUGUGGACUCACGCCCGGCACCUGGCAGGGUAUGAGCAGCAGGAUGCCCAUGAGUUCCUCAUCGCAGCUCUGGACGUCCUGCAUCGGCACUGCAAAGGUGAUGAUAAUGGGAAGAAGGCGAACAACCCCAACCACUGCAACUGCAUCAUAGACCAGAUCUUCACAGGGGGACUGCAGUCGGACGUCACCUGCCAAGUCUGCCAUGGGGUCUCUACCACAAUAGACCCCUUCUGGGACAUCAGUUUAGAUCUGCCCGGCUCUUCCACUCCAUUCUGGCCCCUGAGCCCAGGGAGUGAGGGCAGUGUGGUGAACGGAGACAACCAUGUGUCAGGGACCACGACGCUGACAGACUGCUUGAGAAGAUUCACUAGACCAGAGCACUUGGGAAGCAGUGCCAAGAUCAAAUGCAGUGGCUGUCACAGCUACCAGGAGUCCACCAAGCAGCUCACCAUGAAGAAACUGCCCAUUGUCGCCUGCUUCCAUCUCAAACGAUUUGAACACUCGGCCAAACUGCGGCGGAAGAUUACCACAUAUGUGUCCUUUCCCCUGGUACUGGACAUGACCCCUUUCAUGGCAUCCAGCAAAGAGAGCAGGAUGAACGGGCAGUAUCAGCAGCCAGCAGAUAGCCUCAGUAAUGACAACAAAUACUCCUUGUUUGCAGUCGUUAACCACCAAGGGACCCUAGAGAGUGGCCACUACACGAGCUUCAUCCGGCAGCACAAGGACCAGUGGUUCAAGUGUGAUGAUGCCAUCAUCACCAAGGCCAGCAUUGAAGAUGUGCUGGACAGUGAGGGAUACCUGCUCUUCUACCACAAACAGGUCCUGGAGUAUGAGUAGCCUUUUCCUCAGCUGGUCAGAAAAAUGAAGGCCUCACAAAAUGACUCCCAAUCACCCAACUUCAUGCUACCACCGCCCACAUGGAAGUACUCCAGGAACAUAAGAGCCCUCUGCCACCAGCCUGGGCCUGGGGUGGAGUGGACACGCACCAUGGUGGGAGGGCUCUCUGGAUUGCUCAGCAGAGAUGCAAAACAGCAGGUGUGUUCUGCAUGGGAAGGGGCAGAGUAGAUACAUUACAAGGGUAUCUCCUUUGCUCCUCAGACGGCGUGUAGAUGUGUGGGGUGGGUGCCCCAUGGUGUGGAGCAUCCUCACCCUGGUGCUUCAGUUCUGCCAUGUGAUGGUACAGUUUCAAAAGGCGCUGGUCCAUUUUUUAAUUAUGAGUUUAUUAAAGCAGUGGAGAAGACAAUAACUGUGCAAGGACAGAGGACUUUUCAAGUAUCUUUGUGAGUCUUCGUAUUAAAUAUGUAUAGUAUGGAAUUCUUAGCCUUUGUUUUGUGAGUAGAGCCUGUGUAAUUGAAGACACUGGGAUUUUUGAGCAUGUGUGUUCCGCAGAUAACACAGUGUCCAGCUGCAUGUGGCCUGUCAGCCUGGGUGUUCCUCACUUUUCUACAAGUAAGCAUUUUCUCAUUCCCCUCAUUUUUCUUCUUUUCCACAGUGGUGAAUUUGAUAAAUGUACUGUUAGUAACGUGGAUGAAUAGAGUUAAUAAUGAAAUUUAGAUAGCUUUUUCAUUCUUGGGUGAAUCUUGCUUUUGGUGCUGUUUUGUUGUCCCCACUCUGACCCCGCCCCUGCCUUUGGAAGCACCACGCCCUGGUUAAAGCUGGCAGGUGUGAGUUGGGUGUCACUGGUUCAGUUGUGUUACUCUCUUGAGCAAAUGAAGCAUUUUUUGAUGGUUUUACUGUUUCCCUCCCUCAUGUUUUCUUCUUGGCUGCCUUUCCCACUAGCUGUCCUGUCACUGCUUGCUGGCCAGAGUGGCUGAGUGCCUCUGCAUUUCAUUCAGUGUAGUUUAAAUUGUAGCAGGAAAAGGGAGUCUGUGAUCAGGCUUGUGGAGAGAGCUGGCUGAGGAACCGCCUUGAUCCCUGUGAGGUGUGCAUCUAUGUAUCCAACACUCCAAGCCAGGUUUUUGUUCAUAUCUGAGACAUUUUAACCCAGAGAUGUAGGGGAGGAAAAGUUGCUUCAGUAGAGUUUGUGAAACACCCUGUGCUUGUCCUGAGAGCCCAGUCUGUGUCUGAGCUGUGGCAUAUGCAUUCCUAGGGGACAGCAUCAUUAUUUAAGGGUCAGCUAACUUUUUUCUUGAAGAGCCCAAAUGGUAGCUAUUAGACUUUCUGGGUCUCUUGCCAUAGAUAAUACAUAAACAAAUGAGCCCAGCUAUAUUCCAAUAAGACUUUAUUUUAUGGACAUUGAAAUUUGAAUUUCGUAUCAUUUUCUCACAUCGUCAAUUUUUUUUUCACUGUUUAAAAAGGUGUUAACUAUUCUUAGGUAACAGGCUAAGUGGGCUGGAAGCAGGCAUUGGGCUGGAUCGAGCUGUUAGCUAGUUAGAUAAGAGGAAGCUGGUCCCAGCAGAGUCAAGUAGUUACUCCCAAUGGAAAAUGCUAGGAAAUGCAAAGCAGCAGUUCUACUGCAGAAUCAUCAUUAUGGCAAAAUUCCUAGUGAUAAGUUUUUGAAUGCUCACUCCAUUUGUUCCAUUAUAUUUCCGCAUUUGUGGGACACAGGUUAAGGCAUGUUUUUAAAUAGCAAGUGUUUUCAGAGAAGUUUGGAGGGUGCAGACUUUUAGAAAUGUCCACAUGUGUUUGAGUGUGUGAGGGGGGCCUGCUAUGAAGACUUCUUUGGGGUAGAGGUGUUGUCUUCUAAUAAUAAACAAAUUUGAUGGAAAGGAGAACUGACUGAAGUUAGCCUGUAGAGUUGUGCGCCGUAGUUUCUCCCUGCAGUUGGCUGCCUUGUAUCCUCCUACUUGACUGGAGUGUUCUAAGUGCAAAGUGGGAACAAAGCAGAUGUAUUGGCCGUGGAGUUUCUGGAAGAUUACCUGGGGUCUGGCCAACCUGCUACCCAGAUUGGUCGCUCCCCUGGACUUCUUCCUGUCUUCAUUAAUGUUCAGAGGCUUAGCUGAGAACACAAGGACUAGAGAGCAACAGGAGGGCCAUGUUUGUCUUUUGUGGAGACUGUUUUAAACUUUCAUAUCCAGAUCAGUCGUCUUUAUUCCCUCCGGCAUUGGUGUUCCAAGCACUUACCUCUGUGUCUGCCAGUCUGGCUGCACCUGCCCACCCUUGCGCUCCCAGCAGGAGGUGCUGUGCGAGAUGUGUGCGUUUGAAUUUAUCUUGUUAGGAACAAAAUAUUACAUGAUGACUUUGGGAAUUUACCCCUUUUUAAAAAAAUUUUAAGCCCUCAAUCCAGCUCUUAAAUUCAGGAAGGUGGUGUUUUUGUUUCCUAACAACCACCCCAAGAUAGGUGCUCCUAUCGGGACCAAAUGCAACUGUCCACUAAGGAAUCAUGAGGUACCCUCCACUCCCACCAGCGUGUGUACAGUGACCUGUGUUUCUGAACUAUAGGCUAUCACUUCAGCACUUCCCAGUGAAUAGGUGGACUUUUCCUCUUCAGAUAUUUGCAGUAUGGAGUGCUGGGCCGGUGCCACCUGUGGGUGAGGUGGCCAGAUCUCCUCUGGCAGCACAGCCUCUCACCUGUCAGGUGCUAGAAUGUCCCCGGAUCUUCUGUCCUGUACCACAUAGACCCAAGCAUUUGUGGUUGGCUUUCAUUGUGUCCAGUUGCCAGAUUUUUGUGUUUGUGCUUUUGUUUUUGACAACUGAAGUGUGAUUGUUAUAACUAAAAACAGAAAUUGUAAGGAAAAAAUUCCAGUGAUUGUGCUGUGGAUUUAAUUACCAAGAUGUUUACACCUCUCUUUUACCUGUUUGAAAAACUGUUUGACUCUUCCCCCUCUCUUAAUGGCUUGUAGUCUUUCCUAUGUCAUAAUAAACUACAUUUUCUUCUGAGAA
Messenger RNA from Artibeus jamaicensis (Jamaican fruit-eating bat), 4788 nucleotides. RefSeq names its product ubiquitin specific peptidase 22 (gene USP22). Gene Ontology annotation, molecular function: cysteine-type deubiquitinase activity; zinc ion binding. The transcript has 13 exons. NCBI's taxonomy places the organism in Eukaryota, Metazoa, Chordata, Mammalia, Chiroptera, Phyllostomidae. The record is from RefSeq and is a predicted model, not a curated record. Gene Ontology annotation, biological process: protein deubiquitination. The coding region runs from base 226 to 1803 and encodes 525 amino acids.